AUGUCACCAUUGAACGCGAGUAAUAUCACCACAACCAGCUCAGUAUUGAACGCGAACAAUUUCACCACAAUCAGCUCAGUAUUGAAAGCGAACAAUUUCACCACAACCAGCUCAGUAUUGAACGCGAGCAAUGUCACCAUAACCAGCUCAGUAUUGAACACGAGCAAUUUCACCACAACCAACUCAGUAUUGAACGCGAACAAUUUCACCACAACCAGCUCAGUAUUGAACGCGAGCAAUGUCACAACAACCAACUCAGUAUUGAACGCGAACAAUUUCACCACAACCAGCUCAGUACUGAACGCUACCAAUGUCACCACAACCAACUCAGUAUUGAACGCUACCAAUGUCACCACAACCAUCCCAGUAUUGAACGCGGGCAAUUUCACCACAACCAACUCAGCAUUGACUGCUAGCAAUGUCACCACAACCAACUCAGUAUUGAACGCGGGCAAUGUCACCACAACCAGCUCAGCAUUGAAUGCUAGAAAUGUCACCACAACCAGUUCAGUAUUGAACGCUAGAAAUGUCACCACAAUCAGCUCAGUAUUGAACGCUAGCAAUGCCACCACAACCAGCUCAGUAUUGAACGCUAGAAAUGUCACCACAACCAGCUCAGUGUUGAACGCUAGCAAUGUCACAACAACCAACUCAGUAUUGAACACGAGCAAUGUCAUCACAACCAGCUCAGUAUUAAACGCUAGCAAUGCCACCACAACCAACUCAGUAUUGAACGCUAGCAAUUUCACCACAAACGCGAGAAAUUUCACCACAAACACGAGCAAAUUCACCACAACCAGCUCAGAAUGGAACGCGAGCAAUUUCACCACAACCAAGUCAGUAUUGAACGCUAGCAAUGCCACCACAACCAACUCAGUAUUGAAUGCUAGCAAUGUCACCACAACCAACUCAGUAUUGAACGCUAGUAAUGUCACCACAACCAACUCAGUAUUGACUGCUAGCAAUGUCACCACAACCAACUCAGUAUUGAACGCUAGCAAUGUCACCACAACCAACUCAGUAUUGAAUGCUAGCAAUGUCACCACAACCAGCUCAGUAUUGAACGCUAGCAAUGUCACCACAACCAACUCAGUAUUGAACGCUAGCAAUGUCACCACAACCAACUCAGUAUUGAACGCGAGCAAUUUCACCACAAACGCGAGCAAGUUUACCACAACCAGCUCAGUAUUGAACGCGAGCAAGUUUACCACAACCAGCUCAGUAUUGAACGCGAGCAAUUUCACCACAGCAUCUCAGUAUUGA
Messenger RNA from Mercenaria mercenaria, 1263 nucleotides. RefSeq lists its product as uncharacterized. The record is from RefSeq and is a predicted model, not a curated record. The coding region runs from base 1 to 1263 and encodes 420 amino acids. NCBI's taxonomy places the organism in Eukaryota, Metazoa, Mollusca, Bivalvia, Venerida, Veneridae. The transcript has a single exon.